Molecule: messenger RNA, 3173 nt
Organism: Meira miltonrushii
Lineage: Eukaryota; Fungi; Basidiomycota; Exobasidiomycetes; Exobasidiales; Brachybasidiaceae
Product: TPR-like protein
Exons: 3
Coding region: 1-3081 (1026 amino acids)
Molecular function (GO): protein binding
Source: RefSeq, a predicted model, not a curated record
AUGUCGUCCUUUGAUAUAUCAGAUGAAUGGGGAAUAAUACUUGGACAAGAAGGAAGUACAAAUCAGUUGGUAGCAGAUGUAAGAGAAGGGAAAUUCUUGGACGUCUUACGAUCUCCUCAAGCUAGGCAGAUAUUAGCAUUAGUUGCACAACAGAGACAAAAUGAAGCUUUCACGCUCUACAAAGUACAUUUGGAAAAUGCCAUCAGUAAAAUAGAUUCGAUUGAUGCUCUAUGUAUCGCAGUUGCUGCUCUACACGCUUUCAUUCAGGCAAAUUGGACAGGUCCCGACCUAGAGGAAGAAUUGUUGAAACCCAUACAACUUUUACGCAGAGCUUCACCUGACAGCUUCCCAGCAAGAAGUAUGAACGAUGACGAAGAUCAAGGCAAUAGCGAUGGUAAACUUGAAACGGCUUUGCGCUCUGCUUCGCUCGAUUAUCUUACUUGGGCAGGGGAGCCGGCUUAUCAUCUUUGUGAAUCGCCCUUCCUCUUGGUACUCGCUCUUCAAACUCUCAACGCUUUACCAAGCAGCUUACACUCAAGGGCUUUAUGGAGGUUAAGAGCAAGUUCGAUUUAUUCUCGCGUGCUUGACAAUCCGGUAGCACCGCCAGAGGAUGUGAUUGAAGAAGUGAGAGUGUUGAAAGAAUACCUCACUACACAACGUGACGCAAGCAAAGAUUCAGAAGAAGCACAAAGAUGGAAUAAGCUACUUGCAAUCACCUUGAUCGAUGAAGGUUUGACGGUACAGCGCUCUGGGAAAGACCGCGAAGCCAAUGAAAGAUUCUUGGAAGCGGCAAGAGCAGAUGGACUGCAAUACGAAAUCACAGGUGCACUGGGAAAACGAACGAAGUUCCAAAAAGAAGAUAAAACAAUUCUGGUAUUACUAGCAAAGAGUGUGCGGGAGGAUGAAGCAGAGAAGAAAGAGGCUGAAGAUGGCGUAGAAGAGGAGGAAGCAUAUGAUGCAGAUCCAAUAGAACUGAACGGCACUCCUUCUGGAUGGAAGGCGACAGCCGAUACAAAUAGUGCUACGAAUAUGCCUUCCGAGAUGUUGCAUAAUGAUGAUACGUUGCUCGAACGAACAAGAUUCACAUCAACAACGAACAAUGCAAAUGCAGACUCAAACGGUACAACGAAUUCCGUAUUCACACAAGACGAUAUCACAAACCCAAGCAUUCUAGAUCCUCUCGAUUCGUGCAUAUUAUUAGGAUUAUGCUUGAACAUUCACAACGCUUCUCCCGAGAAUGGAUUGACAGCAUCACAAAUGUCUGCUUUCGUGCAGCGUGUACUUGCACAUGCACGUAAUUGGAGUGUUCAUACGAUGGGAUUGCUAUUGCGUAGCCGAUUGGAAGCAGAUCGAACAAGAACGGUUCAAAGGAGUACGUUGCAAUUGCAAGCAUUGUUGGAUCAAAUGCCAACUUCCGAUUCGAGUGUUGUGGAAAGAUUGCAACUGGUUCACGAACUGGAACUUCCAUCAAAAUGGGAGAUGCAAGCUGAAUUGGCAAGAAGGUAUGCUGCUCUGGGAGUGUUGAGAAGUGCAUUGGAAAUUUUUGAAAGAGUUGAAUUAUGGCAAGAAGUUGUUCAAUGUUGGGGUGCAUUGGGAAGACAAGAUAAAGGAAUUGAGGUUCUACGUGAUCUUUUGCAAGGCACGAAAGACGAAUCGGAUCAUGUGAUCUCGGCAAAGAAAGAUCGUUCACAACACGUACAAGUUCAACUAAAUUCUGCACGUCAAGCAAAACUUUGGUGUCUGUUGGGUGAUUUGGAAGUUGAGAAGGCGACUGAACAUUAUACACAAGCAUGGAAUGUCUCAUCCAAACGAUCAGCAAGGGCUGCACGAUCGUUGGGAGCAGUUGCAUUUGCUGCCAGCGACUUUGCCAAAGCGACAACAUGGUUACGUAGAGCAUUAAAGAUUCAACCACUUUAUGCACGUACAUGGUUCACUCUUGGUUGUGUGUAUAUGCGUUUAGAUACGAUUGCCGGUUAUAUUGAAGCAGCAAGAUGCUUUAGAAGAUGUACGGCUUUGGAUGAUGAAGAUGCAGAAAGUUGGAAUAAUUUAGCAAGUUGCUAUUUGCGUCUAUCACAACAAAGCGAAGGUGUUUUGCGUGAAGCACAAAUGGCCGAACAUGCCGAUGCAGUAACCGAUCAAAGAGCGGUUUUGUCUGGAAUCGAAGAGGAAGAUGAGGAUGAUCGCAGUCAAAGCGAUUCGGACAGUUUGCAUAGCCGUGAUUCGGGAGUUGCCGUUCAAAGUGAUACAGAAAGUGAAGCGGAAACUGAAAUGGGUGGUAGUGGACAGGGUGCAUUCGAUGUCAAAUUGCUGGCACAUCGUGCAUUGGGAAAAUCACUUCGAUUCGCACAUGACGAUUGGCGUGUUUGGAACAAUUACAUGAUCGUAAGCGUUGAUUGCGGUUUGAUGGCAGAUGCUGUUCGUUCUUUGGUACGAGUGGUGGAAUUACGUUCUGUUUCUCGUGUACUGCCAGGCUCAGAUCCAACUUCUUCUUCUAGCAUUGCUGAAUCUGUUGACAUUGCUGUGGUGAACAGAAUUGUCGAUGCUGUAAUUCGAGCUCCAAGCAGCGAACAAGAUGCACUCGUUGAACAUGAAGAUACAUCAUCAACAAACGUACAAGCACCCGUCUCAAAACAAGCCAAUCAUAAUCCAAACGAAGGUCAUGGCUUAUGGCCGACAGUUCGUAGCCUGUUCGAGAAUACUUUAUUGCCCAAAAUUUCCGAUAUGCCAGAUCUUUGGAGAGCGUAUGCCCGUCUUUUGUUCUGGCGUGGAAGAUUACGUUCAGCCUUGGACGCACAUCUGACUGCAUGGCGAACGUCAUACGGAGCUGAAGGCUGUGACUUGACAUCACAAACAAUUUUCGUUCAAGCUGUUGAGGCAUUGACGGAACUAUGUGAAUUAUUGGAAAACUUUGGUCAUCCAAGUCCAACUGCGAAACGUGAACCAGCGAUGGAAAAUUGGCAAUUCAGAGCACGAAGUCUUGUUCGUACGUUCAUGGGACGAACACGAGAUGCGUUCGAAAGUGAUCCGUCGUGGGACAGAUUGCAGGAAUUGCGUGAUUCGCUUUCGCCAAGUCGUGGAUAGAAUAAUCUCAAAAGCGAAAAAAAUACAAUUGUACAACAUUGGCUUUCUAACCAACCAUGUAAUAAUACAUCUGGGUAUGUUAUGGAUAUAGU